UACUACUCAAAGGAGGAGAAGACAAAUGUAGAUGGUGAAGAAAAGGACAGGGGAUGGAAGACUGGAGAAGCUGAGUUUAUUAAUCACCAUUCAGCUAGGUGACCAGAAAACAACAGAGUCGUUUUCUCUGGUUUAUCAGCUCAGAUUUAGAUAGGAAGAGGAAGAAGAAGCACCCAUUAAGAGAUAGAGUAAAAAGAAUUCGACUUUCUGGGGAGGGAGAGGGCAACAAGGAGCAAAUGGCAGCUCGCAGGAUUUCUUCCUUGCUUUCUCGCUCACUCUCUGCUUACUCUGCAUCACCCUCCUCUGCUUCCCCGCUUCUCUUCCAUGGAAGAGUUAUCCAUGGCAGGGGAGAGGGAAGAACCAUCCGUGGGUUCGGCACGAAUGCUGCUGUUGAGGAAUUGGUCACUCCCCCAGUUAAAAUCAGCUACACCCAGCAUCUAAUCAACGGGCAGUUCGUUGAUUCGGCUUCCGGUAAUUGCAGAACAUUUCCUGCAUAUGAUCCUCGUACCGAGAAAGUGAUUGCCCACGUUGCUGAAGCUGAUGCUGAAGACGUAGAUCGGGCUGUAAAAGCUGCCAGGAAAGCAUUUGAUGAAGGGCCAUGGCCCAAGAUGACCGCUUAUGAGAGGUCGUUGAUACUUCUGAGGUUUGCUGAUUUGGUGGACAAGCAUAGAGAUGAGCUUGCAGCUCUAGAGACAUGGAACAAUGGGAAGCCUUAUGAACAAGCUGCCAAAGCGGAAUUGCCAUCGCUUGCUCGUCUAUUCCGUUACUAUGCUGGUUGGGCAGACAAGAUUCAUGGGAUGACAAUGCCAGCAGACGGCCACCAUCACGUUCAGACAUUGCACGAACCGAUCGGUGUUGCUGGACAGAUCAUUCCAUGGAACUUCCCACUCAUCAUGUUUGCUUGGAAAGUUGGGCCUGCUUUGGCCUGUGGCAACACUAUUGUUCUCAAAACUGCUGAACAGACACCUCUGACAGCUCUGUAUGCUGGCAAGUUGUUCCAGGAGGCUGGUCUUCCGCCGGGGGUGCUAAACAUAGUUUCUGGAUAUGGUCCAACAGCUGGUGCUGCCCUUGCUAGCCACAUGGAUGUUGAUAAGGUAAAUUAAAUUUGAUGUGAUGCUUUGUAAUGGUGCAGUGAAUCCAAGUCAUGUAUCUAGUUUGUGAUGGUCCAUUUUGUUCGGGGAGGGUUUCGCAGCUUGCUUUCACAGGAUCAACCGAGACCGGCAAAGUUGUGCUCCAAUUGGCAGCCAACAGCAACCUUAAGCCAGUGACACUAGAGCUUGGAGGGAAAUCACCCUUCAUAGUGUGUGAGGAUGCUAAUGUCGACAAGGCCGUGGAGCUUGCACAUUUUGCCUUGUUCUUCAAUCAGGGCCAGUGCUGCUGUGCUGGGUCCCGCACCUAUGUCCAUGAACGAGUGUACGACGAGUUUGUUGAGAAAGCAAAGGCUCGAGCCCUGAGACGUGUAGUUGGCGAUCCAUUCAGGAAGGGUGUUGAACAAGGCCCUCAGAUCGAUUCAGAGCAAUUUAAGAAGGUGCUGAGGUACAUUAAGUCAGGCGUUGAGAGCGACGCUAAACUGGAAUGUGGAGGGGAUCGAUUCGGCUCCAGAGGCUAUUUCGUCCAACCCACUGUUUUCUCCAAUGUUCAGGAUGAUAUGUUGAUAGCACAAGACGAGAUCUUCGGCCCGGUUCAAUCCAUCCUCAAGUUCAAGGACUUGAAGGAGGUGAUUCAGAGGUCCAACACUACUCGAUACGGGCUGGCUGCAGGAGUAUUCACUCAGAACAUCGACACAGCGAACACCCUGUCGAGGGGGCUGAGAGCAGGGACGGUGUGGGUGAACUGCUUCGACGUGUUCGACGCUGCUAUCCCUUUCGGAGGGUACAAGAUGAGUGGGAUUGGGAGGGAGAAGGGCAUCUACAGUCUCCACAACUACUUGCAAGUCAAGGCAGUCGUUACCCCUCUCAAAAAUCCUGCUUGGCUGUAGAUCCCCGCAAAAAAAAAAAAAAAAAAAAAGAGUGAAUUGAACACAGCAUAUCUGGAAGCAAGUUGCUAGGUGACUGGGAACAUCAAAGAUUGAUGUUCGGCUGUCCACCAAUGAAGAUAGUAAGUGUGUGCUACUGCUGCAACCAGGAUGAAUAUGUAAAUCAUGUUGUGUGGUUUUGUGAAAUGCCUGAGACAGUUGCUAACCAAACAGGAGGGUUUUGUCCAAGUGGGCAAGUGGUUUCGACCCUGAUUGUUUGAAAAUGGAAAGCAAAGCACUAAAUAUAAACUAACAAAUCGAAUAAGACAUACCAGCAAAACCCACUUAAACACAUGGCAAGGCAACAGAUUAGUCUCUGUAAGGUUAUUAAAUAACUUUAUGAUUGUGUUGAUUCCUAGUUUAUGUAUUGUCCACUGC
Molecule: messenger RNA, 2392 nt
Organism: Linum tenue
Lineage: Eukaryota; Viridiplantae; Streptophyta; Magnoliopsida; Malpighiales; Linaceae
Source: the annotation of a GenBank genome assembly